Molecule: messenger RNA, 1253 nt
Organism: Rhagoletis zephyria (snowberry fruit fly)
Lineage: Eukaryota; Metazoa; Arthropoda; Insecta; Diptera; Tephritidae
Product: coiled-coil domain-containing protein 25
Source: RefSeq, a predicted model, not a curated record
UCUAGUAGCCGGUUUUUAAAUAACUUUAGUAAAACAAAAGUUUGGAACGUAGUUGAAAAAUAAGUUUUGAGUUUUGUGUAAUGAUGCCCAAACAUAUAUUAUAUGUGUACUAGUUUAUAAAAAUGGUUUUCUAUUUUCAAAGUGAUGUGGUUUCGCCACCGGCCUUAAUUUACAUGGGAAAGGAUAAGUAUGAAAAUGAAGAACUUAUUCGAUGGGGCUGGCCAGAGGAUGUUUGGUUCCAUGUUCACAACUAUUCUUCUGCUCAUGUAUACUUGAGGCUAAAAGAGGGUCAAUCUGUAGACGAUAUUCCACAGGCUCUGAUCAAUGACGCUGCGCAGUUAGUAAAAUAUAACAGCAUUCAAGGGAAUAAAAUUAACAAUAUAGAGGUCGUUUACACAUUAUGGUCCAACCUUAAGAAAACACCUGAUAUGGAGGUUGGUCAGAUAGGAUAUUUUUGUGAAAAGGAUGUGAAAAAAAUCCGCGUUGAAAAACGAGUAAAUGAAAUUAUCAAUAGACUAAACAAAUCGAAAACUGAAGAUCAUCCGGACCUACGACGGCAAAGAGAAGAACGCGACGCCGAAGAAAGAAGGAAAAACAAGCACAGUUUAAAAGCUCAACGAGAGAAGGAAGAGGAAGAAAUGAAGCGUCAGAAGGCCGAAGCAGAGAGCCGUAGUUACGAUAAAUUAUUUAAACCGGAAAGCAUGACUACUAAUUAUGAUGAUGGAAAUGACUCUGAUGAUUUUAUGUAACAAUAAAAUUUUUAAAUCUACAUAUGAAAUUAAAUAUACAUAUAUCGUCACCUGAAAUGCAAAAAACGUAAAAAAUAUCGUUGAAAUGCAAAAAGUCAUAACUAGGGCAUGGAAAUCUAUGCAAAUAUAUGUUUUUCUUGGACAUAGGUAAAGCGAAAUAGAUAAAGUAUCUACGCGAAUCAUAAAAUUAUCUUAAAAAUGGCAUUCAAAUGUUUUUGCAUAUUUUAGCCAUAAAUGCAUAUUUUUGCAUAUUUCGCAUUUUUUGCACAUUUUAGUACAUAUUUUGCAAUAUAUUGGCUCUUGACGGAAAACUUUACAAAUCUGCAAAUCUGUGCAUAUUUCUCUAGUUGGUACUUUUACGGAUAUUUAAUUUUGUGAAUUGGUUAGUUUGCAGUUUUACACAAAUAAAAUACACGUAAAACUCUUAUGACGAAGUACGGAGGUUGGUGUGAACGCGGCUAUCAUUUGUUUUCGAUGUAGUGCGAAAUCUAUUGGGAAACAUAA